AUGCCGGAGAAGGGACCUGGUACUGAGGAUGAUGAGCCGUCGUACGAGUACUUCCCGCUUCUGGAAUCUCUUUGUCGGAAAAUGAAGCCGCGAACGUUGGUGAUCGACGACGUCGUACCCGAACAUUUUGAAGAUACGGGUAUCGAACAUGCCUUGUCUUCUUCCAGGGGCGUCGCCUUUCGGUACCGGGAUAGCGCGGACGCCGAAGCAAUCGUGCAGACCAUGGGAAAUGUCGCAGACUUAUUGUGGCAGGAGAUGCUGGGACUUGUGCAGAGCGUAGUCCUUGCAGACCUUGAGGCUGUGAAGAUAUGUAAUACGGCUAUCGCAGCGCUUCGUGCGGAGGGUCUCAGGGCCCCACCAUGCGAUUGGUACAAACCGCAUAUGGACGACUCCCCCACCAGAGCUCUCCUCUUUUAUGGCCGCGUGCCCCUCAACGUUCGACUGUCCUCCAAACUCCUCCUCUCGCUAGCUGGAGCGUACCCACCUGACAGAGUCACUCCCACGCUUAUGACAGAGGUAUUGGGCGGCAUGGUGAGGCCUUCGGGGACAUUGUCGGUUCAACUGCCGCGAGAGGAGUUUAAGAUGCCGUACCUCUGGCGAAAGAUCGUGACCUCGAUUUGUCUAGAAGUGUACCCUCGGAUGCUGGUGAUCAAUGAUGUGGGAGAAAAAGCUCAUGUCACUUCGCUUGCUUUCUCUUCGCUGGGUGCAGCCAUACGUUUUGGGAACGAUGUGGGCGAACCGGAAAUAUGGCAGGUAUUGGAGUCUUUCUAUCGGAGGUACUUACUCUCUAUAACACAAGACUCCCUGCACUGCAUCAUCUACAAUUACCCACCCGAAGGUCUUACAGAGCUCAAAAGGCAGGACACUGUUGAGAAUGCCAUUCUCAGCAAGGCUUUCAGCGACCUCCACCAAUCGUUUGAAGCGAAGGAGGUGAAACUCAAAGUCUGGAUGGAAGGUGCCAAGGAGUCGAAUGUCUCGAUGGAGGAGAUGGGGAAUGAGUUGAUGGAAUUUAUGAAGAGUGCAUGAAGAACGGGCCGUAGCCCGGUCACAGGCCCCCGUCCCUGACAGUCUGGCGGAGUCCGCUAGUAGUUAAAAGGUCAUAUAUGGCUUCUAUUGGUGC
Molecule: messenger RNA, 1120 nt
Organism: Cryptococcus amylolentus CBS 6039
Lineage: Eukaryota; Fungi; Basidiomycota; Tremellomycetes; Tremellales; Cryptococcaceae
Exons: 3
Coding region: 1-1026 (341 amino acids)
Source: RefSeq, a predicted model, not a curated record